GCGUAGCAGAGGUGUAAAAUGUUGUUAAGUUAUUAGGUUAAGGUAAGGAAUGAAAAAGCUUUGCGUUUUGGUGUGGUGGAAGAUCAGGAGCAGGAGUGGGGAAAGGGAUUAAUCGCAGUUGCAAUUAUAGUUGCAGGCAAAAGAGAAGAGAAGCGAAAGCGCGAGAGAUGAGAGGAAGGAGCUAUAGUCCUUCGCCUCCGCGUUACAGCAGAAGAGGCGGAGGGAGGAGUCCCAGCCCUAGAGGCCGCUACCCUCCCCGCCCCCGACAACCAGAUCUUCCUACCAGCCUUCUUGUUCGUAACCUUCGCCACGACUGCAGGCCCGAGGAUCUUCGCAGACCAUUCGGUCAAUUUGGUCCUCUGAAGGACAUUUACCUGCCUAAGGAUUACUACUCUGGAGAACCUCGUGGGUUUGGUUUUGUCCAAUACGUCGAUCCUGCUGAUGCAGCCGAUGCUAAAUAUCAUAUGGAUGGCCAAAUUCUUCUUGGUCGGGAGCUCACUGUCGUCUUUGCCGAGGAGAAUAGAAAGAAGCCAACUGAGAUGAGGUCAAGAGAAAGAAGGGGUCGAUUUUAUGAUCGAAGGAGGUCUCCUCCUCGUUACUCUCGUUCACCCCGCAAUUCUCGAUCUCCACCGCCACGCCAUAGAUCUCGUUCUCGGAGUCGUGACUAUUAUUCCCCUGCCAAACGAAGGGAUUAUUCUAGAUCUCUCUCCCCUGAGGACAGACGAUACAGUCGAGAAAGAUCAUAUUCGCCGCAGAGUAGGGAGAGGUCAUACUCACGCUCUCCAGCUUAUAAUGGGGGCUCGAGGAGUCGUAGUCACAGUCCUGCAAAGGGUCCAACUCGAAGCAGAAGUCCAAGUCCGGACCAUGAUGUUAAGGAACCAGCCCGUGGUAAGCCUGUUUUUGGUAUUCACAAUGCCUGAGUAUUCGUUGUCCCAAUACCGAAGAGAAUGAGAACAUGGACAUGACCUCAAAAUAACCGUACGAUCUUUGUCCAUGGGUCCUACAUGGUCGAUAGUGAAACAUGCGGCACGCUAAACCAAACCAUUAACAACUCCUCUCAGCCUGCAAUGGUUCAUAAUGAUUACACUUAUUACAUUUGUAUUCAAUACUUGUUCACUUCCUUUAUUUUCAUUAUUUAUAUCUUAGCCCAUGUUCUUGAUAUUUUUAUUAUAAUUGUCUCAACUCAAUGAAUUUCUUAAAUUUUAUCUCU
This is a messenger RNA of Vigna angularis (adzuki bean), 1210 nucleotides long. Its product is annotated as serine/arginine-rich SC35-like splicing factor SCL33. Lineage: Eukaryota; Viridiplantae; Streptophyta; Magnoliopsida; Fabales; Fabaceae. The record is from RefSeq and is a predicted model, not a curated record. Gene Ontology annotation, molecular function: RNA binding. The transcript has 6 exons. Gene Ontology annotation, biological process: mRNA splicing, via spliceosome. The coding region runs from base 168 to 920 and encodes 250 amino acids. Gene Ontology annotation, cellular component: nuclear speck; cytoplasm.